AUGAACUCCGCGGCUUCUCCACCGCUCUAUCAGCAUCGAUGGGGUGGAGAUUUACUAGCUCAUGAGAGUGAAGAUUGGCCGAGAGACCUAGCAUCACUUCCCUCCAAGAAAGAGCUUCAUGCUUGGUGCAAACGAAGGCUUGCUUCCACAAACCGAAGGGCUUAUCUUGGGAAAAAAUUUAUAGAGAGGUCAGGAUGGGCGGGAUAUUCCUUUGGAGGGGAGAGGAGGUUCAGCACACUUUCAAAUCUCGUCCAACCUCCGCUAGAAGGCUUUUCAGGUGAACAGGUUUUCCUGGACUGCUCAACGCCAUCCCUCAUUUCAAACCAGAUUGUGUCCUUUGGUAGCACUAAAACAUAUUUGGUGCGAACAGAGCUACCAAAGGUCAUACCUCCAUCAUACAGGGGUACCGCCAUUCGCUAUCUCUAUCAUGUCAGAAGCAUGUUAUCUGGACGAUGGUUGACUUUGGAGAAUGGUCAUCCUCAUCAAGAGUCCCUAGAGAAUCUGAUUCAGCUGGAAGAUCGUAUUCCACUGCAAAUAUGGGUCACACAAAAGGCUAGUAGCUUUCUAAAUGAAGAUGAUCAAAGUGAUGGGACCUCUCCUGCCAUGGCCUUCCAAAUGGAUAUAUAUUGGAAAGAGAACAAUGGAGAUUCUGAAUGGGCUAGAGCCAAUGAUACAUCUGAUGGAGUUGAGGAAGGAUAUGAAAGUUCAAGGGAUGAGAUAUCGUCUGUUUCUUCUUACAAUCCCACAAAGGGAAAUUUGGACCUACAAUUUGAAAAAUCUCUGUCCAUUAAAUCAUCUCUGUCAAGGCAUUCAAACAAGGAAACUCCCUGCAUGCAAGGAGACCGUGUAAGUUUCUCUUCUAUGGGACCUCCACGUCUCUCUACAGCCGAGGACUCGUAUGAUCAUGAUGUAGUGUCACCCAAUAAGAUGCCUCCAGUUUUCUCUCCAAGACAGCAGGCAAAGCAUGCAUAUCUUAUUCCUGCCAAUGAUACAGAAGUUCCUUCCACAUGUGGAACUGAUGAAUCUGUAGCAUCAGAAGGCUUUAUUCGAGGAAAGUCUUACAAUAUCAGGUUGGAUGACCAAGUUUUGCUUCGAUUUUGCCCAAAGAACUCUGAUUCAACUUAUUACUUCAGUGACAUGAUUGGUGGCACUCUCACCUUCUUUCAUGAAGGAGCUAGGAGAUGCCUUGAGCUCUCAAUAACAUUGGAGGCAUCAGAAACUAUAAGUCAACAAUUUGUCCAUCCUUCACGAAGAAAUUCCCCAACAAUUACAAAGGUUCAGAGUGAUCACCAUGAAGUUGUUGCAGACUUGGUGCAGACAAGCUUUCUUUUUUCCAUUCCUGUAGAUGGACCCAUGUCAUUUUCCUCGCCCCAUGUUUCAGUGCAAUGGGCUCUUCGUUUUGAAUUCUUUACCACUCCCAAGAAUGUUGACUGGACUAGUUACGAGCAUCCCCUUCUUAUAGAGGGAAGAGAUAAAGGGGAGUGGGUUCUUCCAAUCACUGUCCAUGUCCCUACACUUCGGGCUCAGGCUGCUCACACAAGAAAUGACAGGUCCUUGUCUCCAGGACCCUUGUCGUAGCUGAAGGUAUGAUGUGCUAAUGAAAGGCUCUGGGGUUCUGGUUUCCGUUGCUACAUCCAAUAUGAAGUGCAAACAUCAGUACUUGGGUAGAGUGAAUAAAAUGUUACUUUUUAUGUUCUUUUUGGUGCUGCCAUUGAAAAAACGCAAUGCAAUAGCCAUUUUUGAAUGUCGUGUAAGGAGAGGAAAUCAUCAGUAUUGUGACACUACAGGAUUCAUAUGGAAGACAUGGCUACGGUGCAGGGAAAUGAGUUUGAACUGAUUAAUCUUUUCUUCAUUUUUCCUUCAUUUCAAGAAACUAUUAACAUUUAAGAAGUGUAGAGGGAGAGAGAGAGAGGGAGAACGCAUUCCCAGUUUCAUUCUUUGGACAUCUAUCAGUUGCAGAAUUAAUGGAAGCCUGCUCACUGAUUUAAUGCCAUGCUCAUGUGUACGCUAUCAUAGACUGGCUGCUUGAUUCAGCGGGCCUUGUUCAAAAGUGACGCUAGGGGUGUGCUGAUAGGUCAUAGAUGAUGGUCCAUGCCCGCCCAGACGCAAGGGAAAUUAGUUGGACCUGAAAGUGCUUUAUCCUUGUUUGAAUAAGACUAGUCUCUGAAAUCUAUUUUUCCCA
Molecule: messenger RNA, 2182 nt
Organism: Nelumbo nucifera (sacred lotus)
Lineage: Eukaryota; Viridiplantae; Streptophyta; Magnoliopsida; Proteales; Nelumbonaceae
Source: RefSeq, a predicted model, not a curated record